AUGCCAGCCUCCAGAGCCUACCGCAUCACAAAAUUCACCCUUCUCGUCCUCUCCAAAGUUCCCGUCCCACACAUCCCUCGCUCUCUCCGCAUCACUCCCAAACAACAAUCACAAUCACAAUCACAACAACAACAACAAUUACCUUCCUCCAAUCAUCGUUCUUCUUCAAAGCGCAACAAAAGAGCUUCUGCUCCACCGGAAUUUCUGCCCGAGAGAAGAGAACCCACGAUUAGACCGGAGAGGAGACAAUCUGCUCGGCAACGACAACGACAAGAACAACAGCAGGAAAUGGUGGUGAGGAGGAAUCGGCAACAGCAGCAACAGGGGGGAGGGAUGGAGUUCUGGUGA
This is a messenger RNA of Sphaerulina musiva SO2202, 348 nucleotides long. RefSeq lists its product as uncharacterized. Bases 1 to 348 code for a protein of 115 amino acids. The record is from RefSeq and is a predicted model, not a curated record. The transcript has a single exon. Lineage: Eukaryota; Fungi; Ascomycota; Dothideomycetes; Mycosphaerellales; Mycosphaerellaceae.